GCUCACCCGAAAACAUUUCAAAAACACAAUGGCAAGAAUGUAAGGAUUACCGCUUCUUGUUUCAAGUAAGGAAAUACCUCAAAAAGGGAGUGGUGAUGUCAGGGUAACGUUAGGCACUUUAAUUGAGGCGGAGGCGCUGGGAUUAACCACUCAUUCUGACUUGGCUAGCCACUAGCCAGCUAGCUAAUGUUAGUAGCUGGUUAAUAGUAACGUGUUGGCUCUACGUGUGUCUAUCACUGGUUAGCCUACCUCUGAGCUCGGCAAGUGCCAAGACAACCUGCCAAGCUUGUUUUCAGCUGUGAUCUCAGAAACCAGCAUGGCUGACUCCAGCAGCAGUAAGCCACUUGUGGUCACAUCUUCCGUGUCACUCAAGGUGACCGCACCCUCUUUCUACAACCAACCAAAGAAGUUUGCCUCAGUGGCGCCCCCUCGCCCCAGAGGACAAGCCACCUCGACGGUGGUCAGCACGGGGGUCAUUGGUAGGGUGGGAGAGAUGCCACCACCCCCACCAUCAUUCUGUGAGGAUUUCCCACCCCCUCCUCCGCCAUUGGAUGACGCGGAGCUGCCUGCCCCUCCCCCGGAGUAUGAUGCACCUCCCCCUGCAUUCCCUGCCCCUCCCCCUCCAGCUGUGGAGGACCUGCCCUUCCCAGCACCCCCAGAAGAAGUCACCUCUGACCCCUCCGACCCCUCACCUCCUCCUCCUCCCCCUCCUCCUCCCCCACCACUUCCUGCGUCCAAUUCCACCAACAACAACCAGCCAUUGGCUAAAUCUCCGGCCGCUGUUCAGCCAUUGGCCAAAUCUCCGGCCCCUGUUCAGCCAUUGGCCAAGUCUCCGGCCCCUGUUCAGCCAUUGGCCAAGUCUCCGGCCCCUGUUCAGCCAUUGGCUAAAUCUCCGGCCCCUGUUCAGCCAUUGGCCAAAUCUCCGGCCCCUGUUCAGCCAUUGGCCAAGUCUCCGGCGCCAGCCACAGCACCCAAGUCCUCUUUCUCUCCCUCCCAGCCAGCGUCUUCCACCCCAAAAGCAAGCAACGCCUCUGCUGGGUCAUGGGGGUCCAGCCCUUCACCAGCUGCAUUUAACGCCCCCAAACCUGCCCACUCGAGCUCGUACCCUCCCCCUCCCCCCAUGGCUCCUCCCCCCCCUGCAAACGUGCCGUCUGCCCCGGCUGUCAAUCACUCCAAACCUUCUCCUAUUGGCAGCCAGGAGAAUCUGAGCCAGCCCACUGCUCCAGCUCUCCAGCCCAAGCCCAUGCCAUCGCUUGCCUCAUCCAGCAGCCAACCAGCAAGGAGUCCUGCUCCGCCCAAGUCGUCUGGCUCGGGCUCAGGCGUCGGUGGAGUGCCUCUGACCAUGCGCGAGGUGGAGGAGCUGGAGAGACUGACCCACGACUUCAUCAAAGACAUGGACACACACGCUCCUGUGAUCACUUCGCCACCCACAGAGAUGUGUGGUAAGUGUGGGCAGGCCCUGUCCCGUACGCAGCCUGCGGUGAAGGCCAUGCACAAGCUCUUCCACUCCGACUGCUUCUGCUGCAUGUCCUGCCAUCGCCCCCUACAGGGCAUGCAGUUCUAUGACAAGGAUGGCACACCUCAGUGCGAGGACUGCUAUGUGAACUCCCUGGCGAUGUGUUCACGCUGUGGUGAGCGGAUCACUGACCGCGUGCUCAAGGCGGUGGGCCAGUGCUUCCACGCCCACUGUUUCCGCUGCACCACCUGCAGCUGCAGCCUGGAGGGGGCGCCCUUCAUCACCGACGACAACAACAACCCCUUCUGCGUGCCCGAUUACCACCGGCGCUUCUCUCCUAUCUGUGUGAGCUGCAACGAGCCCAUCAUCCCUGACCCGGGCAGUGAGGAGACGGUGAGGGUGGUGGCUCUGGAGAAGAACUUUCACCUCAAGUGCUACAGAUGCGAGGAUUGUGCCAGGCCCCUGUCUAUAGAGGCGGAUUCUGACGGCUGCUUCCCAUUGGACGGCAGGAUCCUCUGCAUGAAGUGCCACACCCAGCGGGCCAAACAGGCUGGGCAUUGAUUGGCUGAGAGUCCUGACCGUUACUUUAAAACUCAAAACUUUGAAAUCACACUUUGGCACAGAUGUCAGCCAGCUUUUCAUCAUGGCUUUGCAUUAGGGCUGCGUGUGUGUGUGUGAGCGUGAGUGUGUCUGUGUAUGCAAAUGCAAAUUUCUCUGCUUUGUGCACACAGUGUGUGCGCGUGUGUGUCUGAGAUCGGUGGUAAUGUACUGCUCUCAGUCUCGAUCAAGUUCUACAACCGCGGCCGUCUCUCUGCAGGGCCUGCCAGUCCAUCGCUCUUAUCGCUGUGCCUACAUCUCCCAGCAUGACUUGCACAGGCGCUUGCAGCACAUAGGACAAAAUGAACGUUUAGAGCCUCCCCACAGUCUCUUGGGGCAGUUUUCUUUCUUAUUUGUAGUUUUUUUUUUUUCAUAUGCACUUUGGAACUAGAUGAAAUCAGUCAAAUAGUGGCACAGUGCUUCACUAGCUCCAGCACCCACAAGACCGUGCGCGUGUGUUGUAGUGCUUAUCAAGAAGUGCACCCCUAGGGUUAAAACCUGAGUUCACAAGAAAAAAAAGACAAGAAAUACUCUUUAAAAAAAUAAGAAAGCAGCUUUCCAGUAUGUCUGUCUGACAUGAGCAUGCAGUGAACAUUGGAAAAAAGGUGACUUCAAAUGGCAUUAUGGCCACUUCAAAUCAAAUAUUUGUAUGUAAUUAUGUGUAAAACUGCUUUGCACCAAAAGACAGACAGAUACGUUAGAAUCCAAGAGAAGUAUCUUAAUAGCACUCCAACGUUAAAUAGCAACUAGAGCACAACUAGACGGCUUCGGACAAUUCUGCUCUGUUCGAUAAAUGCUGCAUUGAGCAAAGUAGUGGACCUAAAAAGCCUCCCUUUGAUGGCUCACUGUAAGGUGUUGGGAGGAGGGUCCUCAGUUUGAAAUGCUUUAGGUGAGGCUUAGACAUAGACACGGUUCGCACACAGUCAGAAGGCCUCUCACAAUCAUCGAUUUUUUUCUGUCACUGAGGUGUGGAAUCCUAUCAGGUGUUUGUUUUAAAGGCUAGUGUAUCUGUGAGAAUCAUGUGUCUCAUACGUGUUUGAUGACCUAUGAAUGCUAGUAAGUGCAUUAACAGACAGAACCAGACUAAUGCUGUCCCAGGUUAUACCCAUUCCUCUUUAUCCCAGGUUAUACCCAUUCCUCUUUAUCCCAGGUUAUACCCAUUCCUCUUUAUCCCAGGUUAUACCCAUUCCUCUUUAUCCCAAGUGUUCAUUCCUUCUUGGCGAUUCUGCGAUGAUCAUGAACUUACAGCACAGUAUUCUUUGCUUUCUUUUUGUACAUCUUUUACUAAUGAACUAAGGAACACCACUAUUUUCAUUUAUACAGUUACUUUCUUCUGAGUUUCUUCCUUUUGAUGUACUGUAGUGUACGUUUCCAAAUGUAUCACUUUAUUCCUAUGAAAAUAACGAUUGCUUGUGUUUUAUUUCCAUUUAACUUUGAACUGAUCUGUUUGGUGUUGUGUGUUUUUUUUUUUU
This is a messenger RNA of Alosa alosa (allis shad), 3525 nucleotides long. It is a transcript of the gene zyx, whose product is annotated as zyxin. Gene Ontology annotation, biological process: integrin-mediated signaling pathway; transforming growth factor beta receptor signaling pathway. The record is from RefSeq and is a predicted model, not a curated record. Lineage: Eukaryota; Metazoa; Chordata; Actinopteri; Clupeiformes; Clupeidae. The transcript is spliced from 9 exons. The coding region runs from base 317 to 2017 and encodes 566 amino acids.